ACCCUUCAUUUAGGUGUUAAGUGUUCAACAGUUUCACAAUUAGACAUCCAGGCACAGCUGCUGCACUUCUGAUCCAGUGGCAUGGCUAUUCUCGUUUGUCUUCUAACUACGAUGCUAAAAGCUCACCGAGGUGGAUGGUGUCUUUUCUUCCUGGCUGCUGUCAUUCCAGGUGUCCACUUUCAGAGCAAUAACGUCUCCAUCCAGCCUGCUUUGGACUCUGAGCUUCACUCCAAGGGUCAGAUCUACCGGCCGGUCCUGCAGCCAUCUGAGGCCACUCCUCAAAUAGGAAAGUAUGUGAGAAAAGACCCUCAAGGGAAACCCUGCAUCAGAAUUUCCAUGGGAGCAGAGUUCUUGGUCACUGAAAACAAGAAAACCUGGUAUUUUGACCUGGACCCAUCCAGAGUUGAGGUCAGUGGUUACUGUGGCAAAGAAGAGGCUGUUCUCUCUCUCACACUGCCAGACAAUGGUGCCAGCCUGCAGUUCAAAUUCAAAAAGGAGAAGAAUGUUUUCUACGUCAUCGAGAUGAAUGCUCAUUUGUCUCCCAUGCCUGUCUGCAAAGACUGUUCCAACAAGACUUACAAAGGUGUGUUGGCCCAUGAAAAGCUGUUCAAAACUGCUAACGGUCGAAGCUUCACGUGCAAGUCUGAGAAUCUGCUUUUGAUGUCGUCUGAGCUGAAGAUCAAGCUGGUUCCUGUGAAGAUGCAGGCCUUCGACCUGUCCCAUGGACAGUACGGAAAAGAGGUGGAGUGCUGGGCUGACUAUAACAAGAGGAUCAUUCCCAUCGUCAUUGGGGCAGCCGUCGUGUGUCUCAUUCUUAUCAUUGUGAUGAGCUUCCUUGUGGUCAGAGAUCGCCGCAGAGAUGGAUACGAACGGAUUUGAAUGGCUGAGAGUUUACUGUGAAACUGGACUGGGGGUGGUGGUGGGGGGUGCUAUUGACUUGUUCAUACACUUGUUCUUUCACUUGUUCUUUUCCUAAACCUUCAUUUGGCUUGUCACAUUCUUCUGUUAACAGCAAAGACAGUUUGUCUGGUAUUUACACUUUUAAUAAAUAAAACAUUUUUUUUUUUAAAAAUGUUGUCUUUUUUUGUUUUUAUACUUUUGUUUUUUUUUGUUGCUUUCAUUAAUGUCUUGUGUAAUUUUAAUUGCUGUAUUUUUUUUUUUUUUUUUUCCACUGCGUGUUCAAGAGUUUUCUGAUAAAUUUAAGAUAAGGAAUAUUUUUAAUCGCACUAGAAAGCUAUAAAUGUCAUUAAAAAUAUAUAAAUGGGUGUGAGAGUGCAGACUAAACAUUAAAUAGUCUCUAUUCAUCAUGCUUUGUAACCUUAAGAAAGGGGGAAACUAAUACUCAUUGCAUUAUAUUGUACUGCAAAAAUUUAAAAUACUUGAAAAAAUAAUUAAGGGAUAAAUGACUAAAUAAAAAAUACAUUCAACGUUUUGAAUGCAGUGAAAUU
Oreochromis aureus is the source of this 1448-nucleotide messenger RNA. It is a transcript of the gene lamp3, whose product is annotated as lysosome-associated membrane glycoprotein 3. Bases 82 to 879 code for a protein of 265 amino acids. NCBI's taxonomy places the organism in Eukaryota, Metazoa, Chordata, Actinopteri, Cichliformes, Cichlidae. The record is from RefSeq and is a predicted model, not a curated record. Gene Ontology annotation, cellular component: membrane. The transcript is spliced from 7 exons.